Molecule: messenger RNA, 651 nt
Organism: Rotaria sp. Silwood2
Lineage: Eukaryota; Metazoa; Rotifera; Eurotatoria; Philodinida; Philodinidae
Source: the annotation of a GenBank genome assembly
AUGGACGUCAACAAGACGUCUUCGCUUGAAAAUCUUUAUGCUGAAAUAGCACGAAAGACAGCAAAGGCAAUAGCUGCCGAAGGACCACCAUCGUCUGGUAAUAAUGGAUUAUCUAUUCAAGGGUCCCUUCCCGAAUUGCCACGCUAUCAACCACCACCUCCAUCACCACCUUCACGACUACGAACUGAACCAUUCAUGAUGUGUCGAAUGUUUUUUCCCACAUCGGGUCAUAUGGGAUUUGAGACAGUUAAAUUGUCUGAUGAAUUACCUUCAAUUGAAAUAGUUCGCGAAAUGGUUCUUUAUGAAACACGUCUUCGUUUGUCUGAUUCAAUUCAAAAAAUCAUGGAUGAAUACCAUACUGAUGAAUGUGCUGUUACUUAUGUACAUAAUCUCAUUCAACAACAUGUCGUCGAACAUUUUGGAUAUCGAGAUGUUAAUGCAUUACGCACUGCUUUGCAUCGCUUUCCAGAUGAUCCUAUUGUUCAGACAGCCUUUUAUGUUAAAUAUAACAAAAUUUCACAAGGUGUAGUUCAACAAGGCCAAUGUGCUCGAGAUAUCAAUUUGUAUACUACCGAUGGUCAACCAAUAACUCUUUUUUCACAAAUUUCAGCUGGCCAACCAUUAAUAAUAUUGGCUGGCUCAACUACCUGA